Molecule: messenger RNA, 2403 nt
Organism: Trichoderma citrinoviride
Lineage: Eukaryota; Fungi; Ascomycota; Sordariomycetes; Hypocreales; Hypocreaceae
Product: sulfate permease
Exons: 5
Coding region: 1-2403 (800 amino acids)
Biological process (GO): transmembrane transport
Cellular component (GO): membrane
Molecular function (GO): secondary active sulfate transmembrane transporter activity
Source: RefSeq, a predicted model, not a curated record
AUGCCUUCAGCAACCAAGGAACGGCUCGCCAAGACCUUUGGCUUCAAGUCAGAAGACCGCGACAGCGACAUCCCGUCAAUAUCCAACGCAGACCCCUUUAUCGAGCGGGAGCCCACCGUCGGCGAGUUCCUCGAAGAGAUUCGACCCAGUCUACACGAUGUCGGCCGCUACUUUUACAAUCUGUUUCCGUUCAUCCACUGGAUCGGCAAAUACAACUUUACGUGGUUCUUUGGUGACUUGAUUGCGGGUGAUCAUCCUGUAGGCAUCACGGUUGGAGCAGUAGUUGUGCCUCAGAGCAUGGCAUAUGCACAGCUUGCCCAGCUGCCCGUCGAAUAUGGCCUGUACUCUUCCUUUAUGGGUGUCUUGAUCUACUGGUUCUUUGCGACUUCCAAGGAUAUCACCAUUGGCCCCGUCGCCGUCAUGUCUCAAGUCACCGGCGACGUCGUUCUCAGGGCGGCCGAUCGCCUCCCCGAUGUCCCCGGCCACGUCAUUGCUUCGGCCCUGGCCAUCAUAACCGGUGCCAUCAUCUGCUUCCUGGGCCUUGCCCGCCUGGGCUGGGUCGUCGAGUUCAUCCCGCUGCCGUCCAUUUGCGCCUUCAUGACGGGCUCGGCCAUCAACAUUGCCGCCGGCCAGGUGCCCAAGCUGAUGGGCAUCAAGGGCGUUAACACCCGCGACGCGCCGUACAUGGUCAUCAUCAACACGCUCAAGGGCCUGCCAACGACCUCGAUUGACGCGGCCCUGGGCCUGACUUCGCUGCUGAUGCUGUACCUCGUCAGGGGCGUCUGCACGCACAUGGCCAAGAAGCAGCCGCACCGGGCCAAGCUGUUCUUUUUCAUCUCGACGCUACGAACGGCGUUUGUCAUCUUGCUGUACACGGGCAUCAGCGCGGGCAUGACGAUGCACAACAAGGCGCAUCCGCGGAUCAGCAUUCUGGGCAAGGUCCCUCGGGGCUUUCAGCACGCGGGCGCCCCCGAAAUCAACUCUUCCAUCAUCGAGGCCUUCCUCCCCGACCUCCCCGCCGCCGUGAUCGUAAUGCUGAUCGAGCACAUCUCCAUCUCCAAGUCGUUUGGCCGCGUCAACAACUACAUCAUCGACCCGUCCCAGGAGCUCGUCGCCAUUGGCAUCACCAACCUGCUGGGCCCCUUCUUGGGUGCCUAUCCCGCGACCGGAUCCUUCUCCCGAACCGCCAUCAAGUCCAAGGCCGGCGUGCGCACGCCCUUUGCCGGUGUCAUCACGGCCAUGGUCGUCCUGCUUGCCCUUUACGCUCUGACCGCCCUCUUCUUCUACAUUCCCAACGCCGCGCUGGCAGCCGUAAUCAUCCACGCCGUCGGCGAUGUCAUUACUCCUCUGCCCGUCGUCUUCCAGUUCUGGCGCGUGUCGCCCCUCGAGGUCAUCAUCUUCCUGGCGGGUGUCCUGGUGACGGUCUUCUCCACGAUCGAGAACGGCAUCUACACCACCAUCUGCAUGUCGUUCGCCGUCGUCAUCUUCCGCCUGUUCCUCAGCCGCGGCCGCUUCCUGGGUGUGGCACGCGUGCGCACCGUUCGCGCGACUAAGGGUUCAGACAAGGGAGGAGAUGCCGAGGCAGUUGCCGAGCCGUCAGAGUACUCGGAGCGAACUGGCUUCUUGCCCCUGGGCCACGAGGACGGCUCCAACCCGAGAGUGACGGUGUCGAGCCCGUACCCCGGCAUCUUCAUCUACCGCUUCGCCGAGGGCUUCAACUACCCCAAUGCCACGCGGUAUCUCAACCACUUGACGGAGACGAUUUUCAGGGAGACUCGACGGACUGAUAUCAACACGCUUGCCAAGCUUGGAGAUCGCCCCUGGAACGACCCCACGCCGCGCAACGCGAAGACCGAGGAGCACGACAGCCGACCCACGCUCAAGGCCAUCAUCUUAGACUUUUCCACCGUCAACAUCGUCGACGUGACGGCAGCCCAAGCGCUGAUUGACGUGCGCAACCAGCUGGACCGCUACGCCGCGCCGCAUACCGUCGACUGGCACUUUGCCCACAUCGAGAACCGCUGGACGAAGCGCGCCCUGGCCGCCGCCGGCUUCGGCUACCGCACCCCCCGCCACAUCGCCGAGGACAACGGCGAGGGCGCGGGCCACUGGAAGACCAUCUUCAGCAUCGCGGACCUGGGCGGCUCGGACAGCGCGGCAGCGGCGGCAGCGGCGGAGGAGAAGGCCAGCCGGGCGGUGCAGUACGACGUGGAGCGGACCCACUCGGACGACAUCUCCAAGGCAUCCGACGAGAAGGACGUGCCGGCGCAUCCCAGCAGCAGAAGAUUGGUUGCCAUCAGGGGGCUGAACCGGCCGUACUUUCACUUUGACCUGCAGGAGGCGGUUGAGUCUGCAAUUGCGAAUGCGGAACGAUAUAGGCAGGAUGAUGAUUCUUCUUCAUGA